This is a messenger RNA of Arvicola amphibius (Eurasian water vole), 1111 nucleotides long. It is a transcript of the gene Rpp25, whose product is annotated as ribonuclease P and MRP subunit p25. NCBI's taxonomy places the organism in Eukaryota, Metazoa, Chordata, Mammalia, Rodentia, Cricetidae. The transcript has a single exon. Gene Ontology annotation, cellular component: ribonuclease MRP complex. Gene Ontology annotation, molecular function: RNA binding. The record is from RefSeq and is a predicted model, not a curated record. Bases 1 to 600 code for a protein of 199 amino acids. Gene Ontology annotation, biological process: tRNA 5'-leader removal.
AUGGAGAACUUCCGUAAGGUGCGCUCGGAGGAGGCGCCGGCGGGGGACGGGGAUGAGGGUGGCAGCCCAAGCUCGGGCCCUUUCGCAGAUCUGGCGCCUGGUGCUGUACACAUGCGGGUCAAAGAGGGCAGCAAGAUCCGCAACCUACUGGCCUUCGCCACCGCCAGCAUGGCGCAGCCAGCCACGCGCGCCAUCGUCUUCAGCGGCUGCGGCCGGGCCACCACCAAAACCGUCACGUGCGCCGAGAUCCUCAAGCGCCGCCUGGCGGGCUUACACCAGGUCACGCGGCUGCGCUACCGGAGCGUACGCGAGGUGUGGCAGAGCCUCCCGCCUGGGCCCACGCGGGGUCAGACGCCUGACGAUCCGGCCGCCAGUCUCAGUGUACUUAAGAAUGUGCCGAGCCUGGCCAUCCUACUUUCCAAGGACGCACUGGAUCCACUACAACUUGGCUACCAGCCUCCGAACCUCAACCCAGGUCCUUCGUCCCCACCUACGGUGUCGACGUCCAAGAGGAGCCUGGGGGAGUCUGCUGCUGGAGAAAGCACCGCUAAGCGGUCUCAGCCUGAGCCGGGGGCUGAGAAUGAGGACCCGACUGCCUGAGAACUCCCGGCUCUGAGCCACCGAGACCGACUGGAUCUUAUAUUCCUCAACACUCCUACAUCCACACGCACCUUUCAUACCUGGGUUCUAAGGGGUCCGUGUUCCUAGAAGAUUGACAGCACUGAUCCUAAGGCAACCGGAAAUGGAGCUCAGGAAUGGCAAGAGGAUCCCUAAAGUUCGAGAAAACUUUGUGGGCGAGUUACCAGAAGCCACAGAACUCCACCCCCACUUUUUGUAGGCCAUACUAGGAUCUUUUUCAAGGGAAGUAUGGUGGAUAGAGACUCUUGAGCCUUCUUGGGGACCUAGGCUUUUAAAGCACCCAGUUUGCAUGAAGACUGAGGGUUGAGGAUCUUGAAAUCAUCCUUGCUGUUGAUUUGAGGGCAGAAGCUGUGAAGCAGAUUCCUUGAGGGUGGCCAAGCUGAAAAUGUUGGGACCCUAUUCUAACCACCCCACCCCACCCCGGCAAUUCCCCUUUUUAGCUUUCCUUCUUCUUAGCAUCCCCCCUUUUUUG